AUGACCAGACGAGCCAACCCACCCCCCACCAACGACCACCAGCCAGCAUGGGUCAUCCAGAAGUACGGCGGAACGAGCGUCGGAAAGUUCCUGGCCAACGUCGCCACUCAAAUCUUGCCCUCUACCCUCGAUGCCGGUCACAGGGUCGCAAUCGUCUGUUCAGCCCGAUCGGGGAAUACCAAAUCCACCGGGACGACUAACCUGCUCCUCAAGGCUGCCUUAGAAGCACUCGAAAACACAUCCUCAGCCAGCAUCCAGCACUCCCCCUCUCAAGCCACCUUCUCGCCCCCUCAGAACACCACCAACACCCUCGCCGGACCAAACCCAUCAAUCCUCUCCCAAAUCCUCGCCCGGCGCGGCUCCCCAACCCCUCGUCUACUCUCCAGGACCAACUCGACGGCCAACGGCUUCACCUCCCCCAGCUUGUAUACCAGCCAUCACUCGCCAGGAAUAAACAACCUCUCCCUGGGGGACUCCACUCACCAGCCUGCCGAGGAACAGAACAACAACAACAACAGCCCAUUCGAGAAAACUAUCGAAAUCCUCAAGGCUGAUCAUCUCAAGGCCGCCUCCGAGCUGAUCUCCAACGAAAACCUGCUCUCGGAUCUCCAGUAUGACAUAGCCUACGACUGCGAAAGGCUACGUAGCUUACUCCUAGCCACUCAGAUCCUCGAAGAAAUCUCUCCCAAAUCAAAGGAUUUGAUCAUCGGAGUGGGCGAAAAGCUAUCAUGUCGACUGGUGACGGCCUACUUAACAGAUCAGGGAUUCGAUGUCGAACUGGUUUGUCUGGAUAACAUCGUCGAGCGCAUCGAAUUUGAGGCCCCAGAUGGCGAUCCGGAUGGGGUCUACCAGUCCCCCGGCGGCCAACUCAGGCAACCAUUCUACGACCGCUUGGCCUUACGACUCGGGGAGAGGUUGAAGCAGUGCGAAGAUCGAAUCCCGGUCGUCACCGGAUUCUUCGGCGUCGUACCCGGAUCACUCUUGACUCAGGUCGGCCGUGGCUACACCGAUCUAUGCGCCUCGCUGUGUGCCGUAGGUCUCGGUGCGGCAGAGCUUCAGGUUUGGAAAGAGGUCGAUGGCAUCUUCACUGCCGAUCCAAGAAAAGUUCCCAAAGCACGCCUACUCAGUGUAGUCACCCCCGAAGAAGCAGCAGGUCAGGAGGAAUUAUUUUGGUUCAUUCAACUGGUCAACGCAUUGACCGGCGAUUCCCCCACAGAGUUAACAUACUACGGUUCCGAGGUCAUCCAUCCCUUCACCAUGGAACAAGUCAUCCGAGCCUCGAUCCCCAUCCGGAUCAAGAACGUCAUGAAUCCCCAAGGACCUGGAACGGUGAUCUACCCCAAUCGAUCGAUCCCCUCCUCGCCCAAGAUAGUCGAGAUCACUGGGGGAGCCGAUGAGAUUCACAGCAAGGCACCCACGGCGAUCACCAUCAAGGAAGACAUCGUCGUGCUCAACAUUCAUUCCAACCAGAAGACCAUCUCCCACGGCUUUUUUGCCCGAAUCUUCGGCACCCUCGACAAGUUCGGCAUCGCCGUCGACCUCAUCUCCACCAGCGAGGUCCACGUCAGUAUGGCCAUCAUGGUCAAUGAGAUCUACCGCUUCAAGGGCUUCGAUCGGCUCGUCAAGGAACUCAAAGAUAUCGGCGAGGUCUCCGUCCUCAACCAAAUGGCCAUCCUCUCCCUGGUCGGUCGAAAGAUGAAAAACAUGGUCGGGAUUGCUGGGAAGAUGUUCAGUACUCUGGCAGAAGGCAAUGUGAAUAUCGAAAUGAUCAGCCAAGGCGCUUCUGAGAUUAAUAUCUCUUGCGUGAUCUCGAAACAAGAUUCAAUCAAAGCCUUGAAUCUCGUCCACGAUACCCUCGUCAUCAACUCUUCUUCUUGA
Molecule: messenger RNA, 1878 nt
Organism: Puccinia triticina
Lineage: Eukaryota; Fungi; Basidiomycota; Pucciniomycetes; Pucciniales; Pucciniaceae
Exons: 5
Coding region: 1-1878 (625 amino acids)
Biological process (GO): amino acid biosynthetic process
Molecular function (GO): aspartate kinase activity
Source: RefSeq, a predicted model, not a curated record